UGUAAAGUCUAUGGUAACAGCUGAUCGAGUAUUGUUUUGCAUUCAAGAAAAAAACCACGUGAAUUUAUCAAAUUUUACAAUGAAUCAAAGUCAAGUAUUUACGAUUUUAUUGCGUAGAAUGUUUAGCAAGAAAUACGAUAAACCACUCGCUGCAGUUCGUACGAAAAUGAAACUAAUGAAACAGGAUCAACAGGAUAUUGAAGAUAUUGAUAUUGAAGAUUUAGGUGAAUUCGAGGCAGAUUUUAUGAAUGUCGGCGAAAGUCAUAAAAUGCAUGAAAGGGAAAUGCAGAAAAACAAAGAACGACUUAAACAACAGAUUGUUUAUCAGAAGUAUUUUAAAGAAGAAGAUCCACGUUUUCUUACAUUUGCAGAGAAGGAACUGAUUCAUAAAUUACAUGAAUCCAAUCCUGAAGAAUGGACAGUAGAGAGGCUUAGUGAGAGUUUCCCUGUUUUACCAGAGUCAGUAUCAAAGAUUUUGUCUGUUAAAUGGUCGCCAAAAUUAGUGGAAAGUGUUUUACAAUAUGAUAAUACAGUUGUGGAAAAUUGGAAAAAAUUUCGUGCUGGAAAACUUCCAGUAAGUCCCAGACUCAGUGAACACCUGAUGAAAUUUAAGAACAGGAAGAUUAUCUUGACGGACAGAGAAUCAUUGGCAAAACAAUUUGUUCCACCUAAACCAAAAUUUAAAAAACCAAAGAGUCAAUUGUUUUCUAAUAUUAUACAGUCGUACCUAAAUGAAAAAUCAGAUAAUAAAAAAUUAUUAUCACAAGAGGAUAAUUCACACAAAAUAGAAGACGCGUUUGCUCACUCUAAUAAAAGUCAGAAUUUAUUGAUAACAGAUAACAAGACUGAUAAGAAUAAUUCUGUUGCUAUUAAAAAUUCAGAGGAAUUCACAUUUAAUAAGAGACAGUCUCUUGCAUUAAACUCACAUACAGAUUUAGAGAAACAUGAUAUACCGUCAUUUGAUAAGAAAAAGGAAAGAGAGAAGUUAUUUACAUUCAAAGAAUUUGUAAAAGUGAAACUAGAAGAUAUACAAAAGGAAUCUCCAGAAGAAGGUAUCACAUUAUUAAAUCUGUACAGGAAACAGAUGGAUGUUAGUCAGGAGAUGCAAGCUGCAUCUAAUAAUACAAUAAUUAGCAUGGAAAAGAAUACAGAAAUUGUACAAAAAUCUAACAAAAGCGUUUCUAAAAUUUCUGAAAAGGAAGAUAAUCGUUUUAAUAUUGUUGAGGUAGAUGAAGACUUGGUAGGCACAAGUAUUAAAAUCUGGAAUAAAAAGAGUGAUACUGAAUGUAACUAUGCUAAGCCAAUAAAGAUCACAAAGAAUCUUUAUAAGCCUGGCAUGACUUAUCGAAUCAACGAUUGUUAUUAUGAUGCUGAUGGUGAAUUUUUAUAUCGGGUUCCGGGUGUACAAACCUAAUUGUACAAU
Molecule: messenger RNA, 1423 nt
Organism: Nylanderia fulva
Lineage: Eukaryota; Metazoa; Arthropoda; Insecta; Hymenoptera; Formicidae
Cellular component (GO): nucleus
Source: RefSeq, a predicted model, not a curated record